Messenger RNA from Bufo bufo (common toad), 1061 nucleotides. RefSeq names its product proteasome 20S subunit alpha 4 (gene PSMA4). Gene Ontology annotation, biological process: ubiquitin-dependent protein catabolic process. NCBI's taxonomy places the organism in Eukaryota, Metazoa, Chordata, Amphibia, Anura, Bufonidae. Gene Ontology annotation, cellular component: proteasome core complex, alpha-subunit complex; cytosol; nucleus. The coding region runs from base 156 to 941 and encodes 261 amino acids. The transcript has 9 exons. The record is from RefSeq and is a predicted model, not a curated record.
CACUGGGCAUGCGCGGGCGGCCAUGUUGGAUUGUGUCUGUGUGCGGUGACUGAGCGCUCUGGCCGGUUGUGCGGUGAGCUUAAUCCCGGGGAGCAAAAGACGAACGUGGGCGGAGCCUUCGCUGAAUAUUGUGACCGUGCAAAGAGAAGUCCAAAAUGUCUCGGAGAUAUGACUCAAGGACGACCAUCUUCUCCCCGGAGGGUCGCCUCUACCAGGUGGAAUACGCCAUGGAAGCCAUCGGACACGCCGGCACCUGCUUGGGCAUCCUGGCCAACGAUGGCGUCCUGCUGGCGGCCGAGCGGCGGAACAUCCACAAACUCCUGGACGAGGUUUUCUUUUCCGAGAAAAUUUACAAAUUGAACGAUGAUAUGGCGUGUAGUGUGGCCGGGAUCACUUCUGACGCCAACGUCCUGACCAACGAACUCAGACUCAUCGCGCAGAGGUAUCUGCUGCAGUACCAGGAGCCCAUCCCGUGUGAGCAGCUGGUGACCGCACUGUGUGACAUCAAGCAGGCGUACACACAGUUUGGAGGAAAGCGGCCGUUCGGCGUCUCCCUCCUGUACAUCGGCUGGGACAAGCAUUACGGUUUUCAGCUGUACCAGAGCGACCCAAGCGGGAACUACGGGGGGUGGAAAGCCACGUGUAUAGGCAACAACAGUGCGGCUGCAGUCUCGAUGCUGAAGCAGGACUUCAAGGAAGGAGAAAUGACCCUGAAGUCGGCGCUGGCUUUAGCUGUAAAAGUUCUGAACAAGACGAUGGACGUCAGUAAACUGUCAGCUGAGAAAGUUGAGAUCGCCACAUUAACACGCGAGAACGGCAAGACGAAAAUACGGGUCCUGAAACAGAAGGAGGUGGAGGAGCUGAUCAAACUUCACGAGGAGGAAGAGGCGAAGAUCGAGCGGGAGAAGAAGGAAAAGGAACAAAAGGAGAAGGACAAGUGAUGGCGGAGACGCCCCGGGGGGGCAGCGGGUCCGGCGGCCUCUUCGCACCCAUUCUCAGCACUCACAGAUUUUCUUCUUUUUGGUCUUGAAAUAAAACUGAAACUAAUUUUUCUUAAACAU